AUGUUGAGCAUUGGUGCUUCAAGGAAGAUGAGGAGCUGGAGCCGGAGCAAUGGCAUCGCAAUGGCUCGAUUGAUUCGAAGCGAUAUUAGACACAUAUCUGAUGCGGCUAAUAACGCAGACUUGUUCCGAGUAUUAAGGGGCCGUGUGAGUGUUUUAAAGAUAGCUCCGGAUGCACGAUUGAUACCGUACCUGGAGCUAGCCGGAUUUGGGUCAGUAGCAUUGAUUCGGUCCUCCGACUUGCGCUUUGAUUUAUUAUCUGCGCUAGUGGAGCGGUGGCGUCCGGAGACCCAUACUUUCCAUUUUCCGUGCGGGGAGUGCACGGUGACCUUGGAGGAUGUUGCAGUGCAGCUUGGGCUCCCAAUUGACGGGAGUCCCGUAACGGGAGUAUCUUCAUUCACCGAUCCGGCUGCAGUUUGCUAUCAACUCCUAGGAGAGUCACCAAAGGAUUGUGAUAAAUAUUUUUCCGGCAUAAAAUUUACAUGGCUAAAAGCCAAAAUUAGACAAUUAUCAGCGACCGCCACUGAAGGUGAGUUGAUGUGCACUGCUCGAGCGUACAUCAUGCAUAUGAUAGGGGCAGUACUCAUGCUUGAUGCAAACAGCGACAGUGUGCAUUUGUCGUACUUGCCCCUGCUAGCUGAUUUCUCCACUGCUAGGUCGUAUAGUUGGGGUUCCGUCGUUCUAGCAACGCUGUACCGGGAGCUUUGUCGGGCGACAGAGCCGCAAGUUAAAGACAUCGGUGGAUGCCUCAUACUGCUGCAGUCAUGGGCGCUUUAUCGGAUGCUGUUUUUGGCACGCGUUAGUCACCAACCCUAUGUGUAUCCACUGCCACUCAGGUGA
Messenger RNA from Gossypium raimondii (Peruvian cotton), 837 nucleotides. Its product is annotated as protein MAINTENANCE OF MERISTEMS-like. Bases 1 to 837 code for a protein of 278 amino acids. The record is from RefSeq and is a predicted model, not a curated record. The transcript is spliced from 3 exons. Lineage: Eukaryota; Viridiplantae; Streptophyta; Magnoliopsida; Malvales; Malvaceae. Gene Ontology annotation, biological process: meristem development; meristem maintenance.